This is a messenger RNA of Diospyros lotus (date-plum), 1675 nucleotides long. Its product is annotated as serine carboxypeptidase-like 18. The transcript has 14 exons. Lineage: Eukaryota; Viridiplantae; Streptophyta; Magnoliopsida; Ericales; Ebenaceae. The coding region runs from base 105 to 1541 and encodes 478 amino acids. Gene Ontology annotation, molecular function: serine-type carboxypeptidase activity; acyltransferase activity, transferring groups other than amino-acyl groups. The record is from RefSeq and is a predicted model, not a curated record. Gene Ontology annotation, biological process: proteolysis; secondary metabolic process.
CAUAUAUAUGUAGAGUGCAGAAGGUGAAGGCGAAAGGCAAUCAGGCAUCCAUUACUCAUUACUGCAUAUACAUAUAAUCUUCUUCUCGUCGUGGAGCUUCGAAAAUGAAGGUGGCGGCCCGCGUCCAUUUCUUGGCGAUUCUACCGGCGCUUCUGCUCUCAGCCCAAGGAGCCAUUGCCGGCCAGACAGUGAGCUACUUACCCGGAUAUGAUGGCCCACUUCCCUUCCACCUUCAAACUGGAUACAUAAGUGUUGGUGACUCGGAGUUGUUUUACUACUUCAUUGAGUCGGAAGGAAAUCCUGUAGAGGACCCUUUGCUCUUGUGGCUCACCGGCGGCCCCGGCUGUUCUUCUUUCAAUGGCUUUAUCUACGAAGUUGGACCAUUGGAGUUUGUGACAGAAAACUACACGGGGGGCUUACCAAAGCUAAGAGACUAUCCCUACUCCUGGACGAAGACUGCGAGCAUCAUAUUUUUGGAUCAACCGGUGGGUGCUGGAUUUUCCUAUUCAAGAACAUUAAAGGGUUGGCCAACUUCUGACUCAGUAUCAGUGAAGCAAUCUUAUGAAUUCCUCAUCAAGUGGCUCGAAGAAAACCCACAAUAUCUCAAAGUUCAAUUAUUUGUGACGGGAGACUCUUAUUCAGGGAUAACGAUUCCAUUGAUCACUAAACAAAUUGCAGAUGGUAAUAAAAAUGGUGGCAAGCCAUACAUGAACCUCAAGGGGAUGUUUCUUGGGAGCCCUGCCACUUAUCUUAUAAUGGACGAGAACUCGAGAGUAGACUUUGCUCACAGGAUGGCCCUUAUUUCAGAUGAGAUCUAUGAGAACGCGAAGAGGGCUUGCAAUGAGAGCUACACAAGUGCAGACCCAACAAACACAGCUUGUACGAUAGCCAUGGCUGAGAUAACAAAGUGCAUCAAGGGUUUGUUUUCGGGUAACAUUUUGCAACCCAAGUGUAAAUCAUUGUCUCCUCAAACUCAAAGUGAUCCAUUAGGAGAAACUGCAGAAAGAAGAUCGCUUCAAGUUGAAGAACACCAUCAUCAUACCCUUUCUCAUUUCCUUUCCUCUCCUCCACGCUUCUCAAACCACCCAUGUCCAGCAACCUAUAGGUACAUAUUCGCCUAUGCCUGGGCAAACGAGGAUGCUGUACAAAAAGCUUUACAUGUGCGAAAGGGAACUGUACCGUAUUGGAGCAGAUGCAAUGAGAGCUUAUCAUACUCGAAGGACAUACCGAACGUUGUACCUGUUCAUGAAGAGCUAAAGAAGUUAGCUUUACAAGUGAUUGUAGCUACUGGCGACCGUGACAUGGUUGUUCCAUUUGUGGGCACUAUCAAAUGGAUCAAAUUUCUGAACUUGACGAUCGCUGAUUACUGGCGACCAUGGUUUUUGGAUGGCCAAGUCGCAGGAUACACAGAAAAAUUUCAUGAGAAUGGGUACUAUUUGACAUAUGCUACUGUUAAAGGGGCAGGUCACCCAGCUGCAGAGUACCAACGGAGGAAAUGCUAUUACAUAUUUGACAGAUGGGUUCAUUUCUAUCCUCUUUAAUUAGCCAACAUUGUUCCUUAUUGAUUAAUUAUGUUCCUCUCCUUUUCUCCUUUUGCAAUGAAUAAGUGUUGUGCUAAGAUUCGAGAUAUGUCUUGUGUAUGUUUUACAACUUAAUAAUUAAAAUUUUAAUGUGG